Hemicordylus capensis (graceful crag lizard) is the source of this 1612-nucleotide messenger RNA. RefSeq names its product left-right determination factor 2-like. The transcript has 4 exons. The record is from RefSeq and is a predicted model, not a curated record. Gene Ontology annotation, biological process: SMAD protein signal transduction; BMP signaling pathway. Gene Ontology annotation, cellular component: extracellular region. Gene Ontology annotation, molecular function: transforming growth factor beta receptor binding; growth factor activity; cytokine activity. The coding region runs from base 158 to 1249 and encodes 363 amino acids. NCBI's taxonomy places the organism in Eukaryota, Metazoa, Chordata, Lepidosauria, Squamata, Cordylidae.
GACUUGCUAUAUAAAGCCAUCACAUCAGGUCCGCUUCUCAUUCAAGCAGUCUGCAGCCUUACAGAGCUUUAGCCUAUCCCUGCUCAGCCAGAAACAACUUGUAUUGAGAGAAGUGAGCUUCAGGGGUUCUUUUCUGUGUCUGACUGAUAGGCAAAGGAUGACUGUGAGCCUGAGCUGGGUAGUAACUUGUGCCCUCUUCAUAACUGCCACCGGCAAUGGAUUUAGCCAGAUAGGACUCAGACAAAUUUUGCUGGAGAAACUAGGACUUCCUGAACUCCCUAAUCUUCAGAGGACAGACCUGGAGAAUCUGAUCAUCCCAGAGAGUAUAAAGAACAAAUAUGUGUCCCUGCUGAAGCGUCACCGAGUGAAACGGAGAGCCUUGCCAAGUCUAGCUGGAAUCCUGAGAGGAAUUCCCGGCAAUGCAGAUAUUUCAGGAGAUGUUCUCUAUUCGAACACCACCCGCCAGAGUCUUGUCUUCGAUAUGGAGGGCAGAAUACCAGAAAACAGUGAAGUCACAAUGGCUGAACUGAAACUUUUCAAAAAGCCCCUGGAGAGGACACAUCUGCCCAGCAGGCAGUCUCAUAGGCCGGUUACGAAUGCCAGGGUGAGCGUUUACUGGGUGCAGCUUCAAGACAAUGGCACCAAACGGACUUCUUUGAUUGACUCCAGGUUAGUUCCAAUUAUGGAGUCUGGCUGGAGGAAUUUUGAUGUCACUCAGGCUGUGCAUUUCUGGCUAAAAACCAAGAAGCAAGGGCCAAUGCUCCUGGAGAUUUGGAUUGAAGGAGAAAGGUUAGGCAGUUAUGCCUCUGAAAUGGCAAAGGUUGUGCGCUUUACUUCUCAGGACCCUUUGGAUAAAACUCUGGGCAAACCUGAAUUGGUGCUUUACACUCUCAACCUGGAAGAAUAUGGAGGACCUGGAGACUGUAAAGAAGAAAUCUUGACAGAGAAGACCAUGUGCUGCCGGCAGGAAUAUUACAUCAAUUUCCGAGAGCUGACGUGGACUCAGUAUUGGAUUAUUGAGCCAGCUGGCUACCAGGCUUACCACUGUGUAGGUAGCUGCUGGCAGCCCAAGAACUUGCUGCGCCAUUUUGGCUAUGGAGAGAGAACCUGUGCAGUGGUGGAGAGUUCUCCCCUUCCCAUGAUGUAUCUUGUCAAGAAAGGAAACUAUACAGAAAUUGAGGUGGCAGAAUUCCCUAAUAUGAUUGUAGAAAAAUGUGGCUGUAUUAUGGACAAUGUAGCGGUGGUCUAGUUAUAAACACACAGUGAGGUGCUGGUGGUUUUAACUGGUGCAAUAGGUGAUCAGAUACAGGGUGCUCUUUUUCUACUUUAAUAGCCUUUUUGAAGGAAGCCACAAAUCUUAGCACUCCUAUUCCUCUCCUAAUCUGGCAUAUUACAAUUGUUUGCUGAUCUUAUGAAAAAAUGCACAGCAUAGUUAUGUUCUUUUUGCAACAAGGAAUAUAAUUAUGGUGCCACAAAUGAAGACUGAUCCAAAUUGAACUUUUUCACAAGUGGAAAAGAAAAGAAAAGCUCAUCACAGUAGAUUUGUGCAAUUUGUCCUCCAUUGGUAAGAGAACUCAACAUUGUAGUGAAACAUGGAUAUUUUGAGUUUUUA